GCUGCAGCAGCGGGGGCCGCGCGCGGUUGCCAGGCGACGGGGCCCGGGCAGCGGCGGUGGCCCCGGCAGGGAUGAGGCGCAGGCAGCGGCCCCCGGGCUCCCGCCGGCGCUGAGCCCUGCACCCACAGCUCCCCCCUCCUUUCUCCGUCCCGCCCUGGCUUUGCUCCGCCGCCUCCCCUCUCCUCCUCUCCCCUCGCUCGGGCCUGCCCUUCCCCCUCAUGCGGCGGGAGCGGCCGGAGUGGGGCCCGUGCCGCGGCCUCGCCGAGCCCCGCCGUCUCUCACCUCUCCGCCGCCAGAUCCCGCAGGCAGCCGCGGGCGGUGUCAGCAGCGACAGCAGAGGGGAACUUCCAUGUCAGUGAUGUUUAUUCCACAACAUAGUAAGCAAAGCAAAUUAACUUCAGCCUCGUGUAAGCUUUUGAUUGGCCAACACAAUGCAAUUGAGUACAAAUUCCAUGUGGCUUUGGAAAUGAAAGAGAACUGAGCUCUCUGGCUGGAAGCUGAACGUGAUGACGGCCUGGUCUAUGGUAGGGAAGUUGAAAAUGGAGAAGAGGCACUCCAGAGAAGACAGAAAUGUGGAACAAGAUGCUGGGGAAUGCAGUGCUGAAUCUGAGGAAUGGACGAGCUCAGAAAGUGAACCUGAGCAACCAUACUUCAGAACCAGCUAUAGCAAUACUCGGUGGAGAGAAAAGAAGGUUUCUACCAAACCACAUCGCCCGCUCUGUCGGUCCCCUUGUGUAGAUCGCCCAAGCUUCUCGCAGAGCAGUAUCACACAAGACUUGAAGCUAGAUGAAUGUAAAACGAAUUUGGACAAGGAAUACCAAGCUAAAAUGGAUUUUGCUUUAAAGCUUGGUUAUGCAGGAGAUCAGAUCCAGGCUGUACUGAAUAAACUGGGAGCAGAUGCACUCAUCAAUGAUGUUCUGGCAGAGCUUGUGAGACUUGGCAACAAAAGUGAAUCUGAGGGACAGAGUAGUGCCAGCAGUACCACUAGCACUCUGGUGCCAAGAGGCCCUUGUCCAAAGGAAAUAGCAAGCCCUGAAUCAUCACUUGAAGAUGAAGUUGUGGAUAACAGUGAUAACUUGAGGCCAAUUGUCAUUGAUGGAAGCAAUGUGGCUAUGAGCCAUGGGAAUAAAGAAGGAUUUUCCUGUCGGGGAAUUCAGCUAGCUGUGGACUGGUUUCUGGAAAAAGGACAUAAAGAUAUCACUGUGUUUGUACCUGCAUGGAGAAAAGAACAGUCUCGACCUGAUGCACCAAUUACAGAUCAAGAAAUCUUACGUAAAUUGGAAAAAGAAAAAAUUCUUGUUUUCACCCCAUCUCGAAGAGUUCAGGGAAGAAGAGUAGUUUGCUAUGAUGAUCGAUUCAUCGUAAAACUUGCUUUUGACUCUGAUGGCAUCAUUGUGUCAAAUGACAACUAUCGUGAUCUUCAAAAUGAAAAACCAGAAUGGAAGAAGUUCAUAGAGGAGCGGCUGCUAAUGUACUCUUUUGUGAAUGACAAGUUUAUGCCUCCUGAUGAUCCUUUAGGACGCCAUGGUCCAAGCCUUGAAAAUUUCUUAAGGAAAAGGCCAGUUAUUCCUGAACAUAAGAAACAACCGUGUCCUUAUGGUAAAAAGUGCACCUAUGGGCACAAAUGUAAAUAUUACCACCCAGAACGGGCAAACCAGCCUCAAAGGUCAGUAGCGGAUGAACUUCGAAUAAGUGCCAAAUUAUCUGCUGUGAAAACUAUGAGUGAGGGAGCCUUGGCCAAAUGUGGCACAGGGCCAUCCAGCUCCAAAGGAGAAAUCAGUUCUGAAGUGAAACGCAUUGCCCCAAAACGUCAGUCAGAUCCAAGCAUUAGAUCAGUAGCUGUGGAGCCUGAGGAAAAGUUAUCAGUAGCCCGGAAGUCCGAGGCCAGCUCUGUCCCGUCUCUGGUUUCUGCAUUAAGUGUACCAACGCUCCCUCCACCAAAAAGCCAUGCAGCUGGUGCAUUAAACACUCGUUCUGCAAGCAGUCCGGUGCCAGGUUCCUCACAGUUCAUGCAUCAGAAAUCUUCACUGGAGCAUAUGUCCAGUGUACAAUAUCCUCCUAUACUAGUCACCAAUAGCCAUGGCACCUCAGUUAGCUAUACUGACCAGUACCCCAAGUAUGAAUCAUUGGGGGACCAUGGCUAUUAUUCCUUACUCAGUGAUUUCUCCAACUUGAGCAUAAGUAGUAUCCGUAACACAGAUUAUUACGGGGCUGAUGUGGACCAGGGCAUGUAUUCUAGAAACUCAAGCCCCUGUCCCGACAGUUGCUUAAGCCAUACAAGUAAUGAUUCUUAUUCCUCUUACAAUGACUUGUAUCUGGGUGUAGCAGAUGCCAGUCCAGAAGACAAUGUGAAGAUCCACAGACUGCCAUCGCAAAAUCGUCUUCAGCCUUUUUCCCAUGGUUACCAUGAAGCCUUAAAUAGAGUUCAGAGUUACGGAACUGAAGAGCCUAAGCAGCCCCUUCGCAAACAGUCAGUUUCCCACUUAGGCCUACAUGCCCAGCAUACAGUUGUUGGAGCACGGUCCAGUUGUCCAGGAGAAUACCCUGUGCCUCAGAAUGUUCAUCCAUCAACUGCACAACCAAGCCGUGCCUUGGUCAUGACAAGAAUGGACAGCAUUUCUGACUCACGGCUUUAUGAAAGCAACCCCACCAGGCAGAGAAGACCACCUCUCUGCCGAGAGCAGCAUGCUAGUUGGGAUCCAUUGCCAUGUGCAUCAGAGGCUUACACUUACCACUCCUAUCCAUUGAGUAACAACCUCAUGCAGCCAUGUUACGAACCUGUAAUGGUAAGAAGCAUGCCUGAGAAGAUGGAGCAACUGUGGAGGAAUCCCUGGAUUGGGAUAUGUGGUGAGCCACAGGAACCACACAUCAUCCCAGAACACCAGUACCAAACAUACAAGAACCUCUGCAAUAUCUUCCCUCCAAGCAUCGUCCUUUCUGUGAUGGAAAAGAAUCCCCACACAACAGAUGCACAACAGCUGGCAGCGAUGAUUGUUGCCAAAUUAAGAACAGGGCGUUAAAGCAUUACAGCCUCUUUUGGAUAAAUGGGACUAUACAGCAUACAGGACCUGGAGGAAAGCCUAAAUGAAGAAGGAAGGGGCCAAUCUAUUGUAAAUAUUUUCUACUAAGAUAGUAUCAAAUUCUGUACACAGUAGCAAAUGACUGCUGUGCUGAGGCACUAUAGAAGAAUUAACUGCAUUGUAAAUGUAAAGAUUUUAAAUAUAGGGAUUUUUAAUAUUAUUUUAUAGGAAAUGCAUACUCUGUUGCAUGGAUAUCUCAUUAAGAAUUACAACAUCCCAUUCAGUGUCUCAGUGCUGUUACUACAAAAUUAUUGUUAGCAAUUAUAUUGCAUGUAUUAGUGUACACUUUCAAUUUGCUUAUAAAUACCUAAUUGGCCUUUGAAAGUAUGCUCUAUACACACCAAGGGGACUUGUAGCAUUUCAGCUUUGUCAUUCAUACUGCAUACUGGCAUAUUAAACAAAAAGUAAGCUUGACAAAAAUUAAAAUACUCAAUUUGUAAAAGGAAAAGCUGAUUUCAGCUUUUGAAUGUCAAUAUUGUUGUUGGUACUUACAUUUCAAAACUGUUCCCUGAGAGUUUGAGUGUCUGUUACAAUUGUCCAAUAGGUUGGCUCAAUCCCUCAGAAGCCAAAUGCUUUUAUUAUAUUAGGACCAAAGCAUUAAGGAGUGUGAAGGCAUGAGAGACACUCAACUAAAAAUUUUACUGUAGCUUCUCUCUUCAGAAUUGCCUCUCAACUGUGCAGGAAGCACAAGGAUCCACUUGGGAAGGGAGUAGUGUAGGGGGAAGGCUGCUUCUGGAAAAGAGAUGCUACAGUUUGGGUUUGUGGCAAAGCUGGUCUGGUUUUUGCUCUUUAGAUCCACGCAAAGGUGUGCAUUUGCCUCUUGAAGGCUUUUAGAGUUCCUGUUUCAACAGGUGAGAAUUUUGUGUGGCACUGUUUGCGCAACUGGUAUCUUGCUCAGGGUGGGAACCUUUGUAGCUAAAUGUCUCCAAAAGAGGCGUUUAUUGUUUUUUAAGCUGCACUGACUGGACGCCCUUUUUUGAAUCCAUUGUAUAUUUCAACAUUUAGAACCAUUACUAACUCGAUAUGUCUCGAGCUAGGACUUGUUGACUUCUACUGUAGUUUUUUUCAUGAAAGUUGAGAAGGCCUGGUUUAUGGCCUUUUGUUUCUUCAUGAGAAGGUGUGACACUGCCUAAAUGUUUCUUACUGUGAAACACACAGAACGUGAGGCUGCAGUCAGGGUUGUUUCUGGUGUUUUGAUAAUGGCUUGCAUGCUGCUUUCUAGUUAUCAUUUGUCUGAGGAACAAAGCUCUAUCAUUUCCUCCUUCUGUGUUACUGUAAUGGUUGGUUUGAGUCAAAGUAUCUUGUGGUCUUUUUAUCAUGUGCAAAAUAUGUUCCUACCGUAUUAAAAAAACCAAACCCAAACCAACAAUGAAUCACAAUUACAGGUGCAACUACAGUUAAUUUACUGCUAUUUGCUAACUGUGUCAUUUCACACAGGAUAAAUAUUCUUGUGUUAGUACAGGUAACAUAAUGAUCAUGUCAUUAUGUAUUUAAAAUAAGUUAACUCCAAGGUGAUUCUGUACUUACACUUGGUGUUUAAAAAUAACUUAGGGCUCAAUUAGUUGCUUAUUGUCUCUACUAAAGGGAAAAAAGAAAUCUUUGGACAUUGAUAAUAAUUUGGAAAAACAGACUUACCUCCUGACCGGUUUUCAGACACAUUUCUUCCCAACCAGCAUUUUAUAUUUUUAAUUUGCAAUUAAUUCCUAUUCUCUUCUCUUGCAUGGUAUAAGCAGCUGAGAGCAAUGCCUCAAAUAACCAGAAAUGACCUUUUGUUUGUUGAUACAAAUUGUAUCUUUUUUCUUGAUUGUAUAAAAACUGUAUAAAAAACAAAUCUCUAGAUUAACUUCAGUAUUACAUUUUCACCACAAUGUUUGUGACACCAUGUGUCACAGGGAAGUAGCCCAUGAGUAAUUACUUAAACUUAUUUAAAAUGGGCACUUGUAGUUUAUAGACAAACAAGGACAACUUUACAGAAGUAUUUUAUUAUGUGCACAGAUACUGUGUGUACACCUCAAAGCAUUACAUAGUUAUCUUUAGAGUAUUUAUUAAGCAGAUAGUCUUGCACUAAACUUUAUGUAAAAAUGUUGCUGUUUACUCAUCUGCAUGUGUUUAAAAUGUGACAAUAUAAUUAUUAUUGACCCUGCUUUAGUCUUAAGGGAUUAAUUUAUAAAUUAUUUAGGUAUAAAAUGAAGUUUAUUGUGCACUUAAGUUUUCCAUCUUGCAUGGAAUUAAAUAUUUGUAUGUAGAAAAAUGUUUGUUCUCUUUUCUCCCAUUAUACAGAUGAUUAAGCUAUUUUAAGAGAGGGUUAGUAGGAUUUUUCAUGUUUUCUAAAGCGGAAAACCAAGCAGAAUUUCUGUUUGGAGUGUUGGAUGGCUUAUGGAGAUAUUAAUUUUUGUAGGGUUUGUCUAGUCAUUUUAAUUUUCACUAAAUUCUUCUGUCUUCUGGCUAGAAUAAUUCUUUUUUAAACGAGAACACUCUGCCAAUACAAACCCAGCAUUCUAUUUCCCUAAGGCACUUUGAAGACAAUUUGUCUUCUUCUAAGAAGCUGUUAGGAUCCAUCACAUGUGGAGUUACAGAAUGGGCCCUGUAGCCUUGUGGAAAUAAUUUGCAAAUUUUGUGCUUGUUUAGUUCUUCUUGGAGGUAAUGAAAGUUUUGUAUGUGAUGAUGUCUUUCCUCAUUAAUUACUUUAAGUGAUAAAUCAGUCAUCCACCUCUGUUUUCUGAUAGGUUUCCAAGCCAAUUCAAAACACCGACCCAUUUAUUAAUCUUGCAGGCAUAACCUUAGAUUUCUUCUUACAUGGAAGAGUUGAUCUUAUUAACACCUGAUCAUAACUGUCUAUAUUGUAAAUAUGAGACUUUGUAUAAAUGCUCUUUUUGAGAGCAUGGUAUUUAAAUGUUUUUAGAACUGUAAAAGAACAGUUCUGGAAACUAUAUUUUAAUAAAAUCCAUGAAAUUAGAAUUCUAGAUGAGAAAAAUAAAGUGGGAAGGUAAAAUCCAGGCCAAUGGCAAGCAGCAGGAGUUAAGCAGUAGACUCGAGUGCUUUACUGGGGCCAGAGAGUCCUCUGGCCAUUCUGGUUUACUGAUCUUUCAUCUUUGGCUGCAUUACUUUCACAUAAGUUGUAACUUAAAAGUGUAUAACCUUAUUCAUGAAGCAAAAAUCAAAUGCUUUAUCAGAUGUCUGUCUUAAGUUAUUAAAUGUUUUUUGUAAGAAUAACAUGUCAGUAAUGUAUUAAAUUGUACAUAUGGAUUAUUUCACUACCAUUGGUCCUGUUGUCGUAUUGAGCUGCAGUAGCUGGCUUUAUUUAUUUGUUGUAUUAAACAGUACUGUUUAAUUGUUGUAAAAUUUUAUAAUUCUCUUUGGGUUUUUUUGGUUGACCCAAAUAUAAUGUAAGUCUUAAUGACAAAAUGAGUGAAAAUGGCUGUUAAACCAGUAUGUGGGUAUUCGUAAACCUUUGUAGUAAGAAGAGGGCUCUGCUAUAGUUGCUGCUGCAUGUAACUCAUUCCCUAGUGUGAGUCUUUUAGCUUUUGUAAAAAUGCUUUGACUGUAAACAUAAAUCUAGAAAGUGUGGGUAUGACUGCUUAGAAAAGCAGAAGGAUCCUCAUUAAAAAUAACAACCAAACAAAAAAAAACCCAA
Molecule: messenger RNA, 6714 nt
Organism: Calypte anna (Anna's hummingbird)
Lineage: Eukaryota; Metazoa; Chordata; Aves; Apodiformes; Trochilidae
Gene: ZC3H12B
Product: zinc finger CCCH-type containing 12B
Exons: 6
Coding region: 507-3020 (837 amino acids)
Cellular component (GO): cytoplasmic ribonucleoprotein granule; nucleus
Molecular function (GO): metal ion binding; mRNA binding; RNA endonuclease activity
Source: RefSeq, a predicted model, not a curated record